CCCACCCGGGGACACAUGGAGGGCAAGGGUCCGCACGUGAGUGGAGGUCUGCACACGGGUUCGCCGCGGUACAGGGGUCUCUACCUGGGGGCACUUGGAGGGGCAGGAGUCCCUACUCGGGGAGCCAGAAAUUUGGGGGCCCCCCGCGGGCCGAGACCGAGCUGGAGUGGAGCUGCGGACGCGAACCUCGGCGCGGGGACCGCGGGUCUCGUCCCCGGUGUCCCCGCGGGCGCCCCUGCCGGCCGGCGCUGGCCGCUGUCCGGUGGGGUGGGGGGGCCGCAGCGCCCGGCCUCCCAACUGCUGUCAGCUCUCGCCCAGCAUCUGCGGCCCCCUCCAGCGGCGGGAGAGGGGAGGAGAAUCCGAGAACUGGGGCGGGGGCGCUCCCCUGCGGUGGGAGCAGGGUGGGAGCCCGGAGGCAGAGCCAUGAACGAUAUCGGGGACUACGUGGGCUCCAACCUGGAGAUCUCCUGGCUCCCCAACCUGGACGGGCUGGUGGAAGGCUAUGCCCGCAACUUCCGGCCCGGCAUCGGAGGCCCCCCUGUGAACGUGGCCCUCGCCCUGGAGGUGGCCAGCAUCGACCACAUCUCGGAGGUGAACAUGGAGUACACCAUGACCGUGUUCCUGCACCAGAGCUGGAGGGACAGCAGGCUCUCCUACAACCACACCAGCGAGACCCUGGGCCUGGACAGCCGCUUCGUGGACAAGCUGUGGCUGCCCGACACGUUCAUCGUGAACGCCAAGUCGGCCUGGUUCCACGACGUCACCGUGGAGAACAAACUCAUCCGGCUGCAGCCGGACGGCGUGGUCCUGUACAGCAUCCGAAUCACCUCCACGGUGGCCUGCGACAUGGACCUGGCCAAGUACCCCAUGGAUGAGCAGGAGUGCAUGCUGGAACUGGAGAGCUAUGGCUACUCCUCGGAGGACAUCGUGUACUACUGGUCGGAAAACCAGGAGCAGAUCCACGGGCUGGACAGGCUGCAGCUGGCCCAGUUCACCAUCACCAGCUACCGCUUCUCCACGGAGCUGAUGAACUUCAAGUCGGCCGGCCAGUUCCCCCGGCUCAGCCUGCACUUCCGCCUGCGGAGGAACCGCGGUGUCUACAUCAUCCAGUCCUACAUGCCCUCCGUGCUCCUGGUGGCCAUGUCCUGGGUCUCCUUUUGGAUCAGCCAGGCCGCGGUGCCCGCCAGGGUGUCUCUAGGCAUCACCACGGUGCUGACCAUGACCACGCUCAUGGUCAGCGCCCGCUCCUCGCUGCCGCGGGCCUCGGCCAUCAAGGCGCUGGACGUGUACUUCUGGAUCUGCUACGUGUUCGUGUUUGCCGCCCUGGUGGAGUACGCCUUCGCACACUUCAACGCCGACUACAGGAGGAAGCGGAAGGCCAAGGUCAAGGUCACAAAGCCAAGGGCGGAGAUGGACGUGAGGAACGCGAUCGUCCUCUUCUCCCUCUCGGCCGCUGGCGUCACCCAGGAGCUGGCCGUCUCCCGCCGGCCGUGCCGCGUCCCUGGGCACCUGCUGGGCUCCUACCGGUCAGUGGAGGUGGAGACGGGGGAGACCAAGGAGGAGGGGCCGGCCCGCCCGGGGGGCUCGGGGGGCCUCCGCGCCCGGUUCAAGCCCAUUGGCGCCGACACCAUCGACAUCUACGCCCGCGCCGUCUUCCCCGCGGCCUUCGCGGCCGUCAACGUCGUGUACUGGGCGGCCUACACCAUGUGAGGUGGCACGCGCCCCUCCCACCAGGAAGACCCUGCUUGCCUGUUUCCCACCGACCCCGGCAAACGAGGACCCCUGGGCCUCCCUGGCUCCCACUGCAGCCUCCCCCAAAGCUGGCCUGCGGCUCUCGGCAGAGCGGCCGCCCCGGCUGCCAGGCCUCGCUCUGUGGGGCGUUUGCGGACGGAGGUGGAGUGGGCGGUGGAAGCCGCAGGAGGCCACUGUCCCAGCAUGGAAUAAAGCCCUGGCCGGGGGCUGGCUCUGCUCCGA
Molecule: messenger RNA, 1974 nt
Organism: Oryctolagus cuniculus (rabbit)
Lineage: Eukaryota; Metazoa; Chordata; Mammalia; Lagomorpha; Leporidae
Source: RefSeq, a predicted model, not a curated record